Molecule: messenger RNA, 972 nt
Organism: Miscanthus lutarioriparius
Lineage: Eukaryota; Viridiplantae; Streptophyta; Magnoliopsida; Poales; Poaceae
Source: the annotation of a GenBank genome assembly
AUGGCGCCGUCCUUCUCGGGCUCCAACAAGCGCCCUCUCGAGAUGGUCGUCUACGCCGCCGCCGCCGCUGCCGCCAACGCGCGGGACGACGACGAGGAGACCUCUGCCUCCACGUCGACGUCCCCCAACGCCGCCGCCCUGUUCCUGCUCGCGGCAUCGGCACCACCGCCAUUCGGCGACUUGGAGCCCAUCAGCGCCGUCCCGAUUUCCGCCGUCCCGCCUCAGCUGCCGCCUCACCCGUGGACGACGCGGUCGCCCGUUGCCGGCAGGGAAGAGCCGCCGUGCCUGCGCAGGCAUUUCCUCCUGGCUCUGGGCCUGCGCGCCGACCUGCCCGUGCACUUCAUCGACGCAAAGUGCUUGACGGCCACCGACCUGGACCCUCACCAGAACCGGCUGCGGAUCCCGAGAGACGGCACCAUUCACCGCCUCCGCCCGCUCCUGACCCCCGCCGAGCUCCACGACGCCAACCUGUUCUUCCUCCCAGACCCAGCCCCGAAACCGAAACGGAGGUCAGCUGGCAAGCAGCAGCAGCAGCAGCAGCAGUCGGCGGCGGAAGCGGAACCGCAGAACGACGGCGCCUCGGCCUCCUCCAGCGCCGCCGCCGAGACCGAGACCAAGAAGAUCAAGAAACCCAAGGCCAAGGGGAAAGUGCACGGCGGGCUGCGCGUGAGGCUGGUGAACCUCGACGCCGGCGCCAAGGACCUGCUGCUGUCGCGGUGGGAGAGCAGCCGCGGCACCAUCGUCAAGGGAGAAGGGUACCUCGACUUCAUCCGCGACCAGUGCGGCUUCAAGGCGAAGGACGCCGUCGAGGUCUGGGCCUUCGUGCAGCGCCGGUUCCGCAUCUUCGGCAUCUUCGGCGACAGCCUCCUGCAUGUACUCAUCGUCAAGAAAGACGACGAGCAGCCGCAACGGUGCCGCUACUGCCGCCACCCACCUGCACCCGCUGCCAAUCCUUCGAUCAUGAGCUCGUGA